UCAGCAUCUGCAAAAACAACGCACCAAAGCAAAAUUAAAUCAAAACAUUCAAAAAAAGUUCUUGUUGAGAUACGACGUACAUACAUACAUAUUUUGGUUUUAAAUUUCAAUAUAAAUAAACAAGAAACUUCUUAAAACGUUUAUCAGCUUGCAGUUCAUAAAACUCAAGUAAGGAACAUUUGUAUUCUGAUCAAAACUGUUCUAGAUUACUAAAUUCCAAUAUCACUGAAAAAAGCUAAUAUACUUAACGACAGCAAAGCAUCAUGUCUGUGUCUGAUGAAAAUGCUUCAUCUGCAUCAACAUCGAAGAAUGAAGAUUUUGUUUUCAAAUGUGACGAUCAUGCUAACACCGUUUUAAAAAAACUUCAAACUUUCUACAAUAAACACGAGUUCUUCGAUAUCGUUUUAAUUGCUGGAAUUGACGAUUCAAGUGAACAAGCACAUCGGGUUGUACUAUCAGCGGCAAGCGAUUACUUUCUGGCUAUGUUUCGCAGCACAUUGCAGGAUGCCAACGCUCACGAGGUAAGACUCGAAAAUUUGGAUGGCGCUACUUUACGACUCGUAUUGAAUUUUAUGUACACUGCAAAAAUUGAGCUGAACAGUAAUAUUGUUGAAACAGUUGUUAUGGCGGCUGACUUUCUUCAGCUCAACACAUUAAUUGGUGCAUGUUGCGACUUUAUGGGCGAUCAGCUAGAACCGUCAAAUUGCUUAGGAGUAGCGUUAUUUGCAGAGCUGCACUCUUACACAACAUUGUUUGAGAAAGCCAUAGCAUAUGUGUAUGCAAACUUUGGAAAUGUUUGCAAAGAAGUGGAAUUCAUGAAGUUGGACGAAAAGCAAUUGAUCAAGCUGCUCUUUAGCGAAGAUAUUUGUGCCAAUUCACAUGAGCUUGUGUUCAACAGUCUCGUGGCUUGGGUGGAGCACGACAAAGAAAAUCGUAAACAGAGUACCUACAAACUACUUUCAAGAGUUCAUUUUACAUUGUUGACCCCCGAAUUUAUAAUUGAAAGUAUUGAACCAGUUUGCGAAACUGUUGAAUGCUUCAAGUUGGUUCAUAUGUGGCUCAAAUGGCACUACUUACCUCAGAGUCGAUCUCAAAUUACACAAAAGUUUCCCGUCGAAGGGGAGCAAAGAAAGAAGCUAGCUUUUCACACGGGCACCAGUGAUUUUCAAAUUCAAACCUAUGAUGCGGAGAAAAAUGAAUGGUCGUACGAGAAAUGGCCUAUGCCGCUCAAGAAGCGCAUAGAAUAUGGGACAGUCUUGAUCGGUGACAAGCUGUUUAUAGCCGGAGGCAAACAAUCAGGUCAAAUCACAAAUUCGGUUGAAUAUCUCGACCUGAACACUAUGCAAUGGUGCGAAUUGCCUCCAAUGGCAUUAGCACGACGUUGGCCUGGAAUGGCUGAACUUAAUGGGCAUUUGUACGUUGUUGGAGGUGAAAGUGCUGGAAACUGGUCGUGUUCUGUGGAGAUAUUUGAUUUUUCCACCCGCAUUUGGACAUAUUCUGAACCAUUGCGCCUUUCUUUGUCCUUCAUACAGGUGCUAGUAUUAAGUGAUAAUUUAUAUGCCGUUGGCAAUGGUCAGCGCACCAUCGAGCGCUAUGAUCCUGUGACAGUUAAAUGGACUACCACCUCACCUAAAGAAGAAAAUUCCCUUAAUUUUGGAAUUGCGGCAGUUAAUGGAAAAGUGUACGCUGUUGGUGGAGAUUUCAAUGGCAUCAAGUGUGAAACUGUUGAGUGCUAUGAUCCAGCAGCUAAUUCCUGGACUGUUGCUAAGUCCUUAGGACUUGGGCGUUUGUAUGUUAAAUGUUCUGCGUUGGAGGAUCGACUUAUAGCUUGCGUUGGAUAUAACGAUCUUGGAGAAUGGUGCAACUUGGUGGAGGAGUACGAUCCCCAAGAAGAUGAAUGGAAGGCCUUGGCUCCCUUGUUGCCACAUGACUUCAGUAUUUCUUCCCGUUUGUUUCUUUUGUGAAGUCAUUUUUGUACGUCUUCUGUCUUUUUAAAAGUUUUACAAUAAAUGUUAAAAACUUACAUAAUAUGUAAGAAA
Eupeodes corollae is the source of this 2039-nucleotide messenger RNA. RefSeq names its product kelch-like protein 5. The coding region runs from base 264 to 1964 and encodes 566 amino acids. Lineage: Eukaryota; Metazoa; Arthropoda; Insecta; Diptera; Syrphidae. The transcript has 2 exons. The record is from RefSeq and is a predicted model, not a curated record. Gene Ontology annotation, molecular function: protein binding.